Setaria italica (foxtail millet) is the source of this 558-nucleotide messenger RNA. RefSeq lists its product as uncharacterized. Bases 1 to 558 code for a protein of 185 amino acids. NCBI's taxonomy places the organism in Eukaryota, Viridiplantae, Streptophyta, Magnoliopsida, Poales, Poaceae. The transcript is spliced from 2 exons. The record is from RefSeq and is a predicted model, not a curated record.
AUGGCGGCGUACUGCAAUGAAGUCUGCAAGAUCGAAGACAAGUUCGACGGUCUGGAACACAACCACGUCGCAAGACGUUUCAACGAAGCAGCGGACGAGUUGGCAAAGGCGACAUCCGGCAGAAAGCCCGUCCCCGACGGCGUCUUCAUCAGUGACCAAUACAAGCCCUUGAUCCGUUACAAGGAGCCGGGAGGGGUCGGCGACGCGCCACCUGUCCCGAACUCGAGCGCCAACCCGAGAGAGGUCGGCAACGCACCAUCUGUCCUGGACUUGGGUGCCAACCCUGGAAAGGUCGGCAAGCCGCCACCUAUCCUAGACCCGGAGGUUGAUGCCUCUAACCCCGAGUUGCUCCCAACGGAUAAGACGGAGGCGCGGAGAAUUGCACGCCGUGCCAAAUCCUUCGUCAUCGUCGACCAGGAGCUAUACAAGCAGAGUCACACUGGCAUCCUCCAGUGCUGCAUCCCGAUCAAGCAGGGAAAGGCGUUGAUACAGGACAUCCACGCCGGGGCCUGCGGCCACCACGCCGCACCAAGAACCCACGUCGGAAAUGCCUUCUGA